Acanthoscelides obtectus is the source of this 1024-nucleotide messenger RNA. The record is from the annotation of a GenBank genome assembly. Lineage: Eukaryota; Metazoa; Arthropoda; Insecta; Coleoptera; Chrysomelidae.
AUGUCGUUUCUGUGGCUUUGCGGUGGUCAACAGCACAGACAGAGAUGGAAAUAGUGGCUGAUUGUUCUCCGCCGGUAGAACCAAUGAAAUCAAAGACGCGCCUCGACCGGCAGACUCAUAGGCGUCGGCAGCGCAUUGGAACGUGUUUCGUUGAGCGAUCGCAUAUUGUGUGUUUUUAUAAGAAUUGUUGUGUGAUUGUUAUUGUUGUGGUUUCUGUGGUUACUGUUUUGGUUAUACUUAACCAUGGAGAGUACAAAUGGCACGAGUGGAAGUACUGAAAGCCAGGGAACAAGUAGACGGCUUCGUAAAGCACUGAAGAGGGACGCGAAAGAAAUCGUGCUCAACGUGUUCAAUUAUCUGAACAGAACUAUGUCGCAGGGAGAUGCACUCGCGCGUUGUGAAAGUAUGACAGGCGUUCCAGAGUGGACCAUUCGCAGGGUGGUGCAUGAAAAGAAGAAAACUGGAGCUACUACUGAUCCAAAGUUUAAUUUGAAGGGACGAAAGGCCGUUAAAUUGGAUGACGAUAGCAAAAUGGCGUUAAGGCGAACCGUACAUUCAUUCUUCUUUAGGAAUGUGAUACCAACCCUCAAGGCUAUACAUGCAGCGAUCAAGGAAAAUGAAAUUAUACCCCAAAUGAGCGUCGAGGUAAUGAGGAAAUCCCUGCACGAAAUUAAUUUUCGUUACGAAACGCGUAAUCGGAAGUCAGUAUUGAUAGAGAGACCUGAAAUAGUCGCCUGGCGUCGAAAAUACCUACUCGAAAUGAUUGAAUAUAGGCGACAAAGCAGAAAAAUCUAUUAUUUGGACGAGACAUGGGUAAAUGCAGGUCACACAGUUAAAAAAACCUGGAUAGACAAAAACGUAGUGAGUAACCGACAAGCAAGCAUUGAAGGUUUGUCAACAGGUCUUCGUGGACCGUCAAAGAUUGAUCGUAACUCAUGUUGGUAGCGAUAGUGGCUUUUUAGAAGAGUGUGACUUGAUUUCCGUCUCUAAGAAAGGAGGUGAUUACCAUGACGAAAUGAAUGCC